Molecule: messenger RNA, 2267 nt
Organism: Xenopus laevis (African clawed frog)
Lineage: Eukaryota; Metazoa; Chordata; Amphibia; Anura; Pipidae
Gene: synpr.L
Product: synaptoporin L homeolog
Exons: 5
Coding region: 353-1207 (284 amino acids)
Source: RefSeq, a predicted model, not a curated record
CAAUCAACACCUGAUCCUAGAGAGCAUCUUCCAGAAACCCACCUAAGCCCACAGCUUGUGCAUCCCCCCUCCAGUCUAACACCCUGAUUUGCAUAGUAAUCUCCAAUGUUACGCCAAUUUAGCCAGCCCCCCUGCAAGGGAAACUAAGGCUGCUGCUCACUGGUUGGGAUGUAACAUCUCACUCUCUCUCUUUCUUUGCACUGAUUUUUCCUCCCUUCCCUGACUUACUUCAUGAAAAGCACAGAAAACGGGUGGUCUCUACAGAGAAGCCUUCCGAGACCCCUGUCUUUAGCAUGCAACAACCCCUGUCUCAUUUCCAGAGAGCUGAUUUGGAUUAUAAAUUCCUUUGUAAAUGUGUAUGGUGAUAUUUGCUCCGCUUUUUGCAAUCUUUGCAUUUGCAACAUGUGGUGGUUACUCUGGAGAACUGAGAGUCAGCGUGGACUGCGCCAACAAAACCCAGAGCGACCUCAGAGUUGAUAUCGCCAUUUCCUAUCCCUUUAGGUUGUACCAAGUGAAUUUUGAUGCACCCACAUGUGAAGGCAAAAGGCGCGAGAAACUCUCAUUGUUAGGGGACUUCUCAUCGUCUGCCGAGUUCUUCGUCACCAUCGCGGUGUUCGCUUUCCUCUACUCCUUGGCUGCCACAGUCGUGUACAUUUUCUACCAGAAUAAAUAUCGGGAAAACAACAGGGGGCCCCUAAUUGAUUUUAUUGUGACCGUGGUGUUCUCCUUCCUGUGGCUGGUGAGUUCCUCUGGCUGGGCUAAAGGACUUUCAGAUGUCAAGGUGGCCACUGACCCAGAUGAAGUCCUCUUACUUAUAUCAGCUUGCAAGCAGCAGACUACUAAGUGCACGUCUGUGCGAGGCCCGGUUAUGUCAAGCUUGAAUACUUCAGUGGUCUUUGGCUUCCUCAACUUUAUUCUGUGGGCUGGAAAUAUUUGGUUUGUUUUUAAAGAGACUGGCUGGCACGCAUCAGGAGUGCAGAGAUAUCCUCACGAAACCACAGAAAAGCAAUCCAGCUCCUAUAACCAGUCUCUAAACCAAGGGGUCUACAGUCAAGACAACUAUGGGCAAACUCCAGGGUUCAACCAACAGCAAGGGGGGUAUGGUCAACAACCCAGCUUGGGCCAAACAGGUGGACUUGGCCAACAAAAUUAUAACCAGGCUCAGUAUAACCAAACGGGUCCAACUGCCUUUGGCAAUCAAAUUUAAUAUGAAAAAAGAAAAAUGAUAUAUCUUAUUUAUUGCAGACAGCUUGACAAGUUACCUUUACAGGGAGAUAAAUGGUUUCCAUUCCAAUUAUGGAAUAACCAAGCUGGUUCAAUAGAGUCGUAGCUGAUGGGUUGUACUUUCCAAGACCCUUACAAGAUCCUGAUCAUUAAGGUGUACAAAUGAAUUGUCUUUUCCGUGUUAGUAACCGAAUUUUGUAAUCCUAGCAAAUUUCAUAUGUGAUGAUAAAAUGCAGUGCUUCUUUGUUGUUAAUAAUCCCAGUACAUUCUAUGCAUGCCAUGUGUCCCCUCAGCGCACCCCAACAUUCUUCAUGUAUUUGUGCAUGACAAAAAAAAAACCGUUUUAAUAGAUUAGAAAUUUUUUGUGUGUAAAAUGAUUUUUAUAAAUCGUAUAAAUAUGUGUUUGAGACAACACAGUGAAGGAUGUGGGUGCUCAGUCUGGUCCUGGACUUUGAGAUUUGUGAUUCUUGUAAUGCGUUAUUCUCAUUUAUAUUAAGAAAAGGGCAACUAAGGGCUCAUUUAAGGCCAAUAACCGCAGUCGCAGUCAUGCAAAAAUUAGUGCAGUAAUCAAUUCAUGGUGAUUUGCCCUUAGCACUUGCGCUCGCAAAUGAUCCUUCCACUGUUGUAUUUCUAACUUAAAAGAUCUGUCAGAUAUUGAAGAUACACAAAGAAACACAGAACCUGAAACAGACUCAGCUAAGGCAUUGCUACAAUUGGUUCAUUAAAAUUUAUCUGAUGAGUUAUUAUCUGAUAGGGGAGAAUAUGGGGCAAAGUAAAGUUAUAAUUUUAGUUUCUAUGGUUUGAUGGUUAAUAAGAUUCAUAUUCCUGUGUUUAAUGUUUACAGUAUCUCAAUAUAAACGGUAAGUUCAUAUAAUAAAAACAGUUUUUGUGUUGGACAUGAAUAUUGUAUAUCCGACACUAUCACAUUUUGAUUGGCCAAUUUUUGAAUUACCAGUAAACCAAAAUGAAUUUUGCUUUUCGGACCUAAACAAUGGAUUGUGUCAAUGUGUACAAACAUGGAAAAACUAUUAAACCUGAGGUUU